AUGGACGAGGACUGUGCCAAUCCCCAGCUUCUUGCCUGGGUCAAAGAAUGGCUCGACCUAGCCAGGGAGCGCAACUCGAAAGGAAUUACGACAUAUAAGCGCGCAUAUGAUGCUCUGAAAGCAUGCCCUCUCACAUUUCAGCACCCUUCUGAGCUUCAGCAGCUCAAGGGCUUUGGCCCGAAGCUGUGCGAUCGGCUGGAGGAGAACCUCAAGAAGCAUUGCCAGGAAAAUGGCCUGCCGAUGCCAGAACAUCCACGACUGAAAAAGCAGCGCGAAAAAGAAGCAGAAGGCGACGCACCGCAGGAAGGUGGGAAAACCAAGAAGAAGCGCCAACCAAAAGCAUACGUGCCGACUCUUCGUUCCGGCCCUUAUGCCCUAAUUAUAGCACUCGCCACUCUCCCAGAGGACGUCUCAACGGGCCUCACCAAGACGGAGCUCAUCGAAAUCGCACAGCCACAUUGUGAUGCAUCGUUUAGUGCUCCAAGUGACCCGACAAAAUUCUACACGGCAUGGAGCUCGAUGAAGACGUUGCUGCAAAAGGAAAUGGUUUAUGAGCGCGGCCGACCUCUUCGUCGCUAUGCACUCACAGACGAAGGCUGGGAAGUCGCAAAACGCAUCAAACGCGCGAAUGGAAUGCAGACUGAAGAGUCUGGAAGCAACAGCAUCACAGGGAAUAUCCCAGCGCUACCGCCUCCUGCAGAGCGGACUCCGUCACUGUCGCCAGAACUGGCCAUCAUUUCCGAAGCGCAACGCCUUGUCCGCGACACUGUAGCAGAUGGCCCGCAAGUAGCAGCCGACGACAGCUCCAUCCCCAAGUUCACGCCUGUCCGGCUCGCACCCGGUUCCUUCACCGUACACUUGCUUCUCGACGUGCGCGAGGUCCGCGCCAAGACGGACCGCGACUACAUGCAGGAAGAGCUCGCCAAGCAGGGCGUCAAGGCCCUCAUGCGCAACCUCGAGGUCGGCGACGCCCAGUGGAUCGCCAAGUGCCACGACCCAUCGCUGCUCGCCCGCCACGGCGCCGAGGGCGACGAGAUUGUCCUCGACUGGAUCGUGGAACGCAAGCGCCUCGACGACCUGAUUGGCAGCAUCAAGGACGGCCGCUUCCACGAGCAAAAGUUUCGCCUCAAGCGCUCCGGCGCCACCCGCGUCGUCUACAUCAUCGAGGAGAUUGCCAUGGACGCCGCCUCGUACAGCCGCUACGAGGAGGCCGUGCAGUCGGCCAUUGCGUCGACGCAGGUCGUCAACGGGUACUUUGUCAAGCGCACCGCGAAAAUGGACGACACGAUUAAAUAUCUGGCGCGCAUGACGCAGAUGCUCAAGUCCAAGUACGAGCGCAAGCCCUUGCACGUCAUCCCGACAACGGUGCUCACGGCGCAAAACUACAUGCCCCUCCUCACGCACCUACGGGAGACGGAGCCAGAGACCAGCUACUACAUUACGUACGCGGCCUUUGCGUCGCUGGCGUCCAAGUCGGAGACGAUGACGCUCAAAGACGUCUUUCUCAAGAUGCUCAUGACGACGCGCCGCGUGACGGGCGAGCGCGCGCUCGAGAUCCAGCGCAAGUGGAAGACGCCCCACGAGCUUGUCGAUGCGUACCGCCGCUGCGGCCCGGGCGAGGCGGGCAGGAAGCGAAAGGCCGACCUGGUCUUUGCGGAGCUGGGCCACCUCGUGGGCAAGAAGAAGUUUAGCAAGAACCUGAGCCAGUGCAUUGCUGAAAUUUGGGGCGACUACGCUUGA
Molecule: messenger RNA, 1740 nt
Organism: Akanthomyces muscarius
Lineage: Eukaryota; Fungi; Ascomycota; Sordariomycetes; Hypocreales; Cordycipitaceae
Exons: 1
Coding region: 1-1740 (579 amino acids)
Biological process (GO): resolution of meiotic recombination intermediates; DNA catabolic process; double-strand break repair via break-induced replication
Cellular component (GO): Holliday junction resolvase complex; nucleus
Molecular function (GO): 3'-flap endonuclease activity; DNA binding; crossover junction DNA endonuclease activity
Source: RefSeq, a predicted model, not a curated record